This is a messenger RNA of Brassica oleracea var. oleracea, 1538 nucleotides long. RefSeq names its product putative tRNA (cytidine(32)/guanosine(34)-2'-O)-methyltransferase. Gene Ontology annotation, cellular component: cytoplasm. The coding region runs from base 267 to 1274 and encodes 335 amino acids. Gene Ontology annotation, biological process: cytoplasmic translation; tRNA methylation. Lineage: Eukaryota; Viridiplantae; Streptophyta; Magnoliopsida; Brassicales; Brassicaceae. Gene Ontology annotation, molecular function: tRNA methyltransferase activity. The record is from RefSeq and is a predicted model, not a curated record. The transcript has 10 exons.
CACGAGAAACAACAACUGUUUUUGUUGUCUGAUCUCAAGCAGAGUAUCUUCCAGUUGGGGUAUAAGCUUGAAAUUUAUUAAUUUGCUGGCUGCUACAGAUAUCACUAAGCUGCCUGUAUAUCGUGUGGAAAUCAGGCGGGGGUAUAUCGACUAAGUCUGGUGAUUUUUUUGUUGCCCAUAAGGUGUUUGAUAGAAUGCCUAUGUGACAAACUCCUUGUGGUUUAACUUAUCUCUGAUUUCUCAUUUUUUCUUAUAAUUUUGAAGAGAUGGGAAAAGCUUCUCGGGACAAAAGAGUAUGUAUUCAUUCAAUAUUCCCCAAUGGCGCCAUAAUAAGAAUAUCAAGCUCGCUUGUUGUUUUUGUGGUGCAGGAUAUAUACUAUAGAAAAGCCAAAGAAGAAGGAUGGCGUGCGAGAAGUGCGUUUAAGCUUCUUCAGAUUGAUGAGGCAUUCAACAUUUUCCAAGGUGUGAAGAGAGUUGUAGAUUUAUGUGCUGCACCUGGUAGCUGGAGUCAGGUUUUGAGUCGUCAAUUGUAUCUUCCAGCAAAGUCCUCAGCUGAGUCAAAAGAAGGAGAUGUUCCUCUUAUAGUGGCCAUAGAUUUGCAGCCUAUGUCUCCAAUCGAAGGUGUCAUCCAGGUUCAAGGGGACAUUACUAAUGCUCGUACUGCCCAACUCGUUAUUAGACACUUUGACGGUAGCAAAGCAGACUUGGUUGUUUGUGAUGGUGCUCCAGAUGUUACCGGUUUGCAUGACAUGGAUGAAUUUGUCCAGUCCCAGCUCAUACUAGCUGGCUUAACAAUUGUAACACAUGUUCUUAGAGAAGGUGGGAAAUUCAUUGCGAAGAUAUUCCGCGGAAAAGAUACAAGUCUCUUGUAUUCUCAGCUCAAGUUGUUUUUCCCAACUGUAACCUUUGCAAAACCGAAAAGCAGCCGCAAUUCUAGCAUAGAGGCUUUUGCAGUCUGCGAAAAUUACUCUCCACCAGAAGUAUUUCACCCAAGAGAUCUGCAUCGUCUCUUGGAGAAAGUGGGCAGCCCUUCAGGUGGAAGCCAUCUCGAUUGCAGUAGUGGUUGGCUUGAAGGACCCAACAAAGUUUAUAUUCCAUUCUUGGCAUGUGGUGACUUAACCGGUUAUGACUCAGACCGGUCUUACCCACUCCCAAAAGAAGCAGAUGGAUCGUCAUACCAGAGUUUGGACCCGGUUCAGCCUCCGAUCGCACCACCUUACAAACGAGCUUUAGAGCUCAAGAAAGCUUCAGCACAAAGCAUCCGAGACGCAUGAGGUAAUAAAAAUAUAAACUAUGAAAAAGCUUUUCAUUGGAUUCUUUAAAAGAGGCUUUAGUUAAUGUGUCCCCUGCUGCUACAGUUCCUGAAACCCUUAAUAUUUUGUUAUGAUGAGUUUAUAUAUCUUUUUUAGAAAAAGAUUUAAUAUACUUUAUUAUCUAAUUGGGAAUUUUAAAUUAAAAAUAUUUGUUAUUUAUUUAUUAACCUUUUGUUAUGAAGACAAAAUAUUGGGUCAAUAAAGAAGGAAGCUUUCUCUGUUUCA